GAGUCGACAGUUAAACCACCGACCAGUCCACAACAAACAGUGAAGAGGAAACUGAGGAGGAAAGAGGAGAGAGAGAGGUAGAAUCUCCACCUAAACAUCUCUAGAGAUUCUGGUUGAAUUAAGAGUGCUGAGCACUCGCAUCCUUCAGCAACAUGGGGGAACUCUUCAGAAGUGAAGAGAUGACACUGGCUCAGCUCUUCCUCCAGUCAGAAGCUGCAUACUGUUGUGUUAGUGAACUGGGAGAGAUCGGGAUGGUGCAAUUUCGGGAUCUAAAUCCUGAUGUGAAUGUGUUCCAACGCAAGUUUGUUAAUGAAGUACGGCGAUGUGAGGAGAUGGAUCGCAAACUGAGAUUUGUGGAGAAAGAAAUAAAGAAGGCCAACAUCCCAAUAGUUGACACUGGAGAGAACCCUGAAGUCCCCUUCCCGAGGGACAUGAUCGACUUGGAGGCCACUUUUGAGAAGCUUGAGAACGAGCUGAAGGAAAUAAACACCAACCAAGAAGCCCUAAAGAAGAACUUCCUGGAACUGACUGAGCUCAAGCACAUCCUGCGUCGCACACAGCAGUUUUUUGAUGAGAUGGAGGAUCCCAGUUUACUGGAGGAGUCUUCCACCCUCAUAGACCCCAGUGAGCCUAACCGAGGGGCUCCUCUCAGACUGGGAUUUGUUGCUGGAGUCAUUGGCAGGGAACGUAUUCCCACAUUUGAGAGGAUGCUGUGGAGAGUUUGCAGAGGAAAUGUGUUCCUGAGGCAGGCAGACAUUGAAGAUCCUCUGGAGGACCCGACUACGGGCGACCAGGUCCACAAGUCUGUCUUCAUCAUCUUCUUCCAGGGAGACCAGCUGAAGAAUAGAGUCAAGAAGAUCUGUGAGGGGUUCAGAGCAACCUUGUACCCGUGUCCAGAAACACCUCAGGAGAGGAAAGAGAUGCUAGCAGGAGUCAAUGCACGCAUUGAAGACCUGCAAAUGGUGCUGAACCAGACCGAGGAUCACAGGCAGAGGGUCCUGCAGGCUGCAGCCAAGACAGUCAGAGUGUGGUUCAUCAAGGUGAGGAAGAUGAAGGCCAUAUACCACACCCUCAACCUCUGCAACAUCGACGUCACUCAGAAGUGUCUAAUCGCUGAGGUGUGGUGUCCCGUCUCUGACCUGGACUCCAUCCAGUUUGCCCUGCGCCGGGGGACGGAGAAGAGCGGCUCCACUGUGCCUUCCAUCCUCAACAGGAUGCAGACCAAGCAGACCCCACCCACCUAUAAUAAGACCAACAAGUUCACCUCAGGCUUCCAAAACAUUGUGGAUGCCUAUGGAAUUGGCAGCUACCGUGAGAUUAACCCAGCACCAUACACCAUCAUCACCUUCCCCUUCCUGUUUGCGGUCAUGUUCGGUGACCUGGGCCACGGGACGCUCAUGACCUGUGCUGCCCUGUACCUUGUGCUGAGAGAGAGCAGGUUGAUGGCCCAAAAGAACGAUAAUGAGAUGUUCAGCAUGGUGUUCGCAGGACGUUACAUCAUCCUGCUAAUGGGAAUCUUCUCAAUCUACACUGGUAUUAUUUACAACGACUGUUUUUCUAAGUCCCUCAACGUGUUUGGCUCUGGCUGGAGUGUCAGGCCCAUGUUCGACGCUCGACUAGGAGGCAACUGGACGUUUGAUACACUGGAAGGCAAUAAAGUUUUGCAGUUGGAUCCAACAAUAGAUGGAGUGUUUAAAGGCCCGUACCCCAUUGGCAUCGAUCCGAUAUGGAACAUUGCCACCAACAAGCUGACGUUCCUGAACUCAUUCAAGAUGAAGAUGUCUAUUAUCCUGGGAGUCAUCCACAUGCUGUUCGGAGUCUCUCUCAGUCUCUUCAACCACCUGUAUUUCAAGAAGCCACUAAAUAUCUACUUGGGAUUCAUUCCAGAGAUUGUCUUUAUGGCCAGCCUGUUUGGCUACCUAGCCAUUCUGAUCUUCUAUAAAUGGUUCUCAUACGAUGCAAGCACCUCCAAAGAUGCUCCCAGUCUCCUCAUCGCCUUUAUUAACAUGUUCCUCUUCAACUACAACGACCCCAGUAACAAACCUCUCUACAGAGGACAGAUGGCCAUACAGUCACUCUUGGUGAUUAUCGCCUUGGCUUGUGUUCCCUGUAUGUUAAUAGUGAAGACUCUAGUUCUGCGGAGACAGCAUUUGUGGCGGAAAAACCUGGGUACCCAGAACUUUGGAGGGAUCAGGGUGGGCAACGGGCCCACUGAGGAUGAGGCUGAAAUCAUCCAGCAUGACCAGCUCUCACAGCACUCUGAGGAGGAGCCUGAGGCCCAUGAGGAGGAAGAGUUUAACUUUGGAGAUGUGGCAGUGAAUCAGGCCAUCCACACCAUAGAGUACUGCCUGGGCUGUAUCUCCAACACUGCCUCCUAUCUGAGGCUUUGGGCCCUCAGUCUGGCUCAUGCACAAUUGUCAGAGGUGCUGUGGUCCAUGGUUAUGCACAUCGGCCUCUCUUCCAGAAGCUUUGGAGGCUUCUUCCUUUUGGCCAUAGUCUUUUACUUCUUUGCUGUUCUAACAGUUGCCAUUCUUCUCAUUAUGGAAGGCCUGUCAGCCUUUUUGCAUGCACUGCGACUGCACUGGGUGGAGUUCCAAAACAAGUUUUACUCGGGCCAGGGCUUCAAGUUCCUCCCCUUCACCUUCGAAAGCAUCCUGGAUGGGAGGUUUGAGGACUAAGAUCUGACGACGACGACGACUCCUCUUCUAUUAAAUGUCAUAACGUCUUGAGAGUCUGUGUGGUGUUGAAUAGUGAUUUUUGUGUGCGAUGCAGUUAACGACUUCCCGAGUGUUACCACAUCUACAAGAGUGACACUCCAAAAGAUUAUCUGUCAGACUGCCAUUUGUUUUAAACAUCACUUUUUAAAAAUAAGUAUCUAAAUCUGGAACAACUCAGAAAUUACUAUUCAUUCAUUCAUUCAUUCAUUCCUGAGAAAAAUAGCAUUACUGUUAUGUGUCUUUGUCUUAGUGAAGUUUGUUCUCGUGUUUUAUUUAGUUUAAUAUUAUUUAUGCAAAUUAUUCCUUUAUAAACCUGCAUUUCUUUUUCAAUGUGGCAGUGUUGCACUACCAAUCAGAAAUUAGGUCUGUUCUGUGCAGAUGUCUCGACCCAUUGUGUUGACAGAUGCUUAUUCAGAGUAAAGUGACAGAAGUGUUUGCUACUUUCCUGUCCGUCUCCUCCACUUUGUUGUAUCUCUUUCUCUCUGUGUCGUCAUUGUCCUUCAGCAACACUUAACACCUUGCGCACAUCUCCUCUGUUUGAUUUAAAGAAAAACCAGACACCCGCUUUGCACACGCAGACGCCUCUAUUACACUGCGUACUGACCUCACACGUAGAGAGCUAUAAAGGUCCAAAGGGAAUACGAUUUAACUCGCAUCAGGAUGUCAGUCCGCGCUUUGAAGAUGGAGAUGAAAUGAUUGUUUAAUCCUGCACUAACAUUGCCAUAAACGCCCCUUUGUGUUCAGUGAUUUGUUCUCUAUUGAUCUUCAGUACAGAGAAUCUGUGAGUGGAUGUCCAGUGACAAUCCCAGCAUGCUGAAAUCGUUCAGCAGUGUCAGUCGUGAUGAUUUUCAUUCCUUCUGAUUUCAGUCGUAUGUUUAAAGUUGAAAAUGUUAUUGUCACACUUAGAAGGGAGUAAGACUGGCAUACAGCAGACAUGUUUAAGUAGAAUUAAUUCCUCACAAAUCAUUAAUACCGACGUCAGUUGUGCAUUUCUGUGUCAAUAAAAUGGAAAGAGCUGGAUUAA
This is a messenger RNA of Dicentrarchus labrax (European seabass), 3741 nucleotides long. RefSeq names its product ATPase H+ transporting V0 subunit a1a (gene atp6v0a1a). Gene Ontology annotation, molecular function: proton-transporting ATPase activity, rotational mechanism; ATPase binding. The record is from RefSeq and is a predicted model, not a curated record. Bases 153 to 2678 code for a protein of 841 amino acids. Gene Ontology annotation, biological process: proton transmembrane transport; vacuolar acidification. Gene Ontology annotation, cellular component: vacuolar proton-transporting V-type ATPase complex; vacuolar proton-transporting V-type ATPase, V0 domain; plasma membrane. Lineage: Eukaryota; Metazoa; Chordata; Actinopteri; Moronidae. The transcript is spliced from 22 exons.